AUGAACACCGAAUCAGUUGUGGAGUUCCUUGGAAACGUUCCCUUACUUCAGAAGCUUCCGAGCUCUUCUCUCAAAAAGAUCGCUCAAGUUGUUGUGCUGAAACGCUAUGGGAAAGGGGAUUAUGUGGUUCGAGAAGGCCAAGCUUGGGAUGGAUGCUAUUUCAUUUUUGCUGGAGAGGCUCAGGUAACUGGACCAGCCGAAGAAGAAAACCGUUCUGAGUUUCUCCUGAAACAAUAUGAUUACUUCGGCCAUGGCAUUUCUGGCCAUGUUCAUUCAGCUGACAUUGUUGCUAUGUCCGAGCUUACAUGUUUGGUGUUACCUCGUGGUUCUUGUCAUCUGCUUGAGACAAAUUCAAUCUGGCAGUCGGAUAAAGCAGUUGACCAAUGCUCUUUAGUGGAACGCAUUUUGCAUCUCGACCCUUUAGAAUUGAAUAUCUUUAGAGGGGUCACACUACCUGAUGCUCCCAUAUUUGGGAAGGUCUUUGGAGGACAAUUUAUGGGACAGGCGCUUGCUGCUGCAUCAAAAACUGUUGAUUUUCUCAAGAUAGUCCACAGUUUACAUUCUUAUUUCCUUCUCGUUGGAGAUAUCGAUAUCCCCAUUAUAUAUCAAGUUCACCGCAUACGUGAUGGGAACAACUUUGCCACCCGACGAGUAGAUGCAAUUCAAAAAGGGAAUAUCAUUUUCAUGUUGUUGGCAUCCUUUCAGAAAGAGCAACAAGGAUUUGAUCACCAGGAGUCAACCAUGCCCUCUGUGCCAGAUCCUGAUACGCUUCUAUCACUAGAGGAGUUGCGUGACCGUCGUAUAACUGAUCCUCAGCUACCUAGGAGUUACCGGAACAAAGUUGCAACUGCAAAUUUUAUUCCAUGGCCUAUUGAGAUUCGAUUUUGUGAUCCCAGCAACUCAACAAAUCAGACAAAGUCUCCACCCAGAUUGAGGUAUUGGUUUAGAGCAAAGGGAAAGCUUUCUGAUGACCAAGCGUUGCACCGAUGCGUGGUGGCAUUUGCAUCGGAUUUAAUAUUUGCUAGCAUCAGUUUGAACCCACACCGCAGAAAGGGCCUGAGAUCCGCUGCACUUAGCCUCGACCAUUCGAUGUGGUUUCACCGACCUCUAAGAGCUGAUGAUUGGUUGCUUUUUGUGAUUGUGAGCCCAACUGCGUACAUGACACGUGGUUUUGUCACUGGUCAAAUGUUCAACCGAAAAGGAGAGCUGGUUGUAUCAUUAACCCAAGAGGCCUUGUUAAGAGAGGCUAGACCUCCUAAACCUUCUCUUACCUCCAAGCUGUGA
Messenger RNA from Microthlaspi erraticum, 1284 nucleotides. Lineage: Eukaryota; Viridiplantae; Streptophyta; Magnoliopsida; Brassicales; Brassicaceae. The record is from the annotation of a GenBank genome assembly.